Molecule: messenger RNA, 1687 nt
Organism: Xenopus laevis (African clawed frog)
Lineage: Eukaryota; Metazoa; Chordata; Amphibia; Anura; Pipidae
Gene: epcam.L
Product: epithelial cell adhesion molecule L homeolog
Cellular component (GO): membrane
Source: RefSeq, marked provisional
CUCGUCUUUAUCGGAGGAGCCGGGGUCGGCGGUACUGCUGUGGUUUCGGAGAAGGGACAGGUAUAGGGACAGAUAUAAGGACAGGUGUAGGGUUUCCAGGUGAAACUAGAGCCGGAGUUUCGUCCUUGUUUGGGAUUGAAGGAGGGGCCGUCCGACCGGUCUGACCUGCUGGGGAAGAGGAUAAAGAAUCGGCCGAGGAAGCGAUUAUUAUUAUUAUUAAGUCGGACAGUCGCAAGACUUUGGGUUCCGUCUGUUGGAGGAUGAAGUUCGUGUCGGUGCUGAGAUUGGGGGCAGCGCUAAUGUGUCUCGUCCUGGUGACACGAGCCCAGAAUCCAGGAUGCAAAUGUAAAACACACUACCUGGGGAAAUGUGAUAACAGCGGCGCAUCUUCUGAUUGCCAGUGUGCCCUCUCCAUUGGGCCAGCAACUCAGGCUGUGGACUGCACCAAAUUAAUUCCAAAAUGUUGGCUGAUGAAGAGAGAGAGCCUUGGGACUAAGGCAGGUCGCAGAGUUAAACCAGUCCAGGCGCUUAUUGAUAACGAUGGACUGUACGAUCCAGAGUGUGAGACUAAUGGGGUGUUUAAGGCCCGGCAGUGCAACAAUACAGACACCUGCUGGUGCGUCAAUACCGCUGGGGUCAGAAGGACUGACAAAGGGGACAAAAACUGGAAGUGCCCAGAGCUGGUCAGAACAAACUGGGUGAUUGUCGAAAUGAAACGCAAUAACUCUGACUCCGUCAAUGAUGACGUCUUGAUACAAGCACUUAAAACCACAAUAUUGAACCGAUAUGGAUUGCCUGAAAAGUAUGUUUCUGUUGAGCUUGAGGGGUCUUCUUUCAUCUACAUCGACUUAAAGCAAAACGGCACCCAGAAACUUCCGGGAGAGGUUGACAUUAUAGACGUUGGAUAUUACAUGGAAAAAGAUAUUAAAGGAGAUCCCCUGUUUCAUCCAGAUGAGAAAUUUGAAAUUCUUGUAAAUGGAAAGAACUUUGGCGUGAAGGAACCUGUUAUCUACUACGUUGAUGAGAAGCCACAUGAGAUCACCAUGAAACAUCUCACCCCUGGGGUCAUUGCAGUCAUUGUCGUUGUGGUGUUGGCUGUUGUCGCUCUAAUCGCUGUGUUGAUUUUUACAAGACGAAAGAAGGGAAAGUACCAGAAGGCUGAGAUGAAGGAGCUGAAUGAAAUGCAGAAAGAAGUGAGCACAUAAAGCUUUAUGGAAGAACCUGACUAAAGAAGUGGAAUGCGCUAGACACAACAGGCAGCAGUCGAUUGAAUCCAAAAUACUUGUGAAAAAGGGGUUCUCUUUCUAGCGUGGGAAUAAGCCUUUUUUAACAUUUUUGUGAAGAUAUUUAUAGUGGACGUUCCAUCAGCAUUUUUUUCCCUUGUAGAUUACCUCUAAUGAUGUAUUGGAAUUGGUACUGGUUUUUCUUAAAGACCUGUUUGAGAGAUGGGCUGUCUAGCACUCCAUCAGAAGGUCAUUAUGGGUACAGGCCAUGUUUGUUUUUACACUGUCUGGGACUGUCUCUGCCUUAAAACUUUGUACAAAAAAAAAAGUAUCUGUAAUCUGUCUGUAGAACAUAAGGCGUUUUUAAAUGAUAUUUUGUACAUAUUCUUGAAAUGUGCCUGAAUUAUGUAUUUUUUUUUUUUGGUAUUUUGUUACUGUUGGAUUUAAUAAACGUUUUAAAGAGA